AUGUAUCUCCAACAUGCACUUCGCUAUGCCUGCCCUGCAUCCCUUCCACCACCGCUGCCACUGCACCUCCGCCCUUCCUCUCCCCUUCUCACCCCCCCUCCCUCCCCUCGUCCUCCCAUGCUCGUGCCUCUUCCCCUUGCCUGUAUGUGCGUGUCCCCGGUGCGCCUCCGUGCGGUGCAUGGGGCAUGGCAGCCGGUGUGUCCCAGUGGCACGCCAGAGGUGCAUGACCCUGAGCACCACCAAGCCACCUCCUACUACCAACACCUGCAAUAUGACGGCCCACACUGCCCGACGGGGAAGGGGUUCAUAAGGCUGGACGCCAAGCCGGAGGUGCCAGUGCAAGUGGUGGAGCACCAUGCAGUGCCUGCACCUCUGCUCUUCAACAACAACGCUCACACCAACCCUGCCAGGGAUGACUGGACUGCUGAAUAG
This is a messenger RNA of Closterium sp. Naga37s-1, 432 nucleotides long. NCBI's taxonomy places the organism in Eukaryota, Viridiplantae, Streptophyta, Zygnematophyceae, Desmidiales, Closteriaceae. The record is from the annotation of a GenBank genome assembly.